This is a messenger RNA of Onychomys torridus (southern grasshopper mouse), 723 nucleotides long. RefSeq names its product serine/threonine-protein kinase PAK 1-like. The transcript is spliced from 4 exons. Lineage: Eukaryota; Metazoa; Chordata; Mammalia; Rodentia; Cricetidae. The coding region runs from base 171 to 689 and encodes 172 amino acids. Gene Ontology annotation, biological process: regulation of axonogenesis; protein phosphorylation; intracellular signal transduction. Gene Ontology annotation, cellular component: cytoplasm. The record is from RefSeq and is a predicted model, not a curated record. Gene Ontology annotation, molecular function: protein serine/threonine kinase activity; ATP binding.
AACAUUGAAUGUACUGGUAUUUCAGGUGGCCAUUAAACAGAUGAAUCUUCAGCAGCAGCCGAAGAAAGAGCUGAUUAUUAAUGAGAUCCUGGUCAUGAGGGGAAAACAAAAACCCAAAUAUUGUGAACUAUCUGGACAGUUACCUUGUGGGAGAUGAGCUAUGGGUUGUCAUGGAAUACUUGGCUGGAGGCUCCUUGACAGAUGUGGUGACAGAAACCUGUAUGGAUGAAGGCCAGAUAGCAGCUGUAUGCCGAGAGUGUCUACAAGCUUUGGAGUUCCUACAUUCAAACCAAGUCAUUCACAGAGACAUCAAGAGUGACAACAUUCUGCUGGGAAUGGAUGGCUCUGUCAAGUUAACUGACUUUGGAUUCUGUGCACAGAUAACUCCAGAGCAGAGCAAAAGGAGCACCAUGGUAGGAACGCCAUAUUGGAUGGCACCUGAAGUUGUGACACGGAAGGCCUAUGGACCCAAGGUUGACAUCUGGUCCCUGGGUAUCAUGGCAAUUGAAAUGAUUGAGGGGGAGCCCCCAUACCUCAAUGAAAACCCUUUGAGAGUAAGUGUUCCCAUCUUCUUUCAAAUUAUUUGGGCUGUUGUCUCUAAUCCCAGGAAAUUGGAUUCAGGCUCUUUCUCUGUAUCCCUGGGCAUAUUAACGCAUUCUUAUAAGCCCAGAUUCAGAAGGCUGAGAUAAGAAGAUUGCCAGUUUGAGGCCAUCUUGUCUCAAA